AUGAGUUUUCAACCAGCAUCAUCGUCGUCAUCAUCACCAUAUUAUUCAUCAGAUGUAUCAAAUUCGAAUUAUUUAACUCAUACUAACACUGAUUUAAGCGAUAAUCAUGUUGAUAGAGAAUAUUUUCAGCAAAAAAUUUAUUAUUAUUUGAAUGAAUUACGUAAUUUUGUUCAACAAGCUCCUUUUGAUAUUCAAACAGGAAUUUCGGAAGAUAUGAUCACACAAUUAGCGCAUAUAUUAGCAGAGGGUAAAAUAUUUCCAACAGUUUCUGAGUUAGUCAGUAGUCAACGUGUAGAAGAACAAAUAUUGCAUAAACAAUUGAUUGAUUUACGUGCUGAACAAUCUGCUUGUCGAUCUGCUUUAAGACGAAAACAUAAAGAAGAAAUGUCUAUGAAUGCAUCUCGACCACAUCAUCUACCGGUGUUACAAAAAGAACAUGAACAAGAAAUGCACCGUUUAUUGAAAAAUCAAACUGAUGCUUUACGUAAUCUAUCAUUAAGAAUAUUGGAUUCAUUAGAUGGACGUGUUGUUGAACAACAGCUAACUUUAGAACGUAUAGGUGUCCCAGCAUUUCUUCGAACAACAAAUGCUCAGAUAAUACGUAUUCAAAUGAGAAUCUUAGAUUGGAUUGUACGUUUAAGUCGUCGAUCAUUACCACAAUCUUCAAGUUUAUCGACUCCUGAAACUAUAUCAUCUACAUGGCCUCCAUGA
This is a messenger RNA of Schistosoma curassoni, 711 nucleotides long. The record is from the annotation of a GenBank genome assembly. NCBI's taxonomy places the organism in Eukaryota, Metazoa, Platyhelminthes, Trematoda, Strigeidida, Schistosomatidae.